Tripterygium wilfordii is the source of this 3237-nucleotide messenger RNA. RefSeq names its product receptor-like protein EIX1. The record is from RefSeq and is a predicted model, not a curated record. Gene Ontology annotation, molecular function: protein binding. The transcript has a single exon. Lineage: Eukaryota; Viridiplantae; Streptophyta; Magnoliopsida; Celastrales; Celastraceae. The coding region runs from base 80 to 3025 and encodes 981 amino acids.
AAUAUCCUAUCUGUUUUAAAUACAACAUUAGUCCUCUGCAUUUCAUUUCAUUCCAUUCCAAUUAUUAGUCACUCCAGGCAUGGCUGCUUCUAUCCAUAUUUUCUUUCUUGUAAUGUUGUGCCCUGGAUUUCUCUUUAUUCAGACAAUAAAAAAUGCGUCCAGCUGCAUAGACUUUGAGAGAGAAUCUCUUCUCAGCUUCAAACAAGGCCUCACUGACCCUUCCGACCUGCUCUCGUCUUGGGUUGGCAACGAUUGCUGCGGAUGGACUGGCGUGACCUGCAACAACAUCACCGGGAAUGUGAUCGAGCUCAAGCUGAGAAAUGAGGUGCCAGAGGACCCUGAUUUCGUCGACGCUCCCGCCAAUGCAUUGGGUGGUCAGAUAAGUUCUUCUUUGCUUGAAUUGAAACAAUUGAGGUACUUAGAUCUUAGCAUGAACAAUUUUGAAGGAACACCAAUCCCAAACUUUUUUGGAUCGAUCGAGGAAUUGAGAUACCUCAAUCUCUCUAGUGCAUCAUUUGGUGGGACUCUGCCUUCAAAUCUAGGUAACCUAUCAAGCUUGCAAUAUCUUGAUCUAAGCUCCUUCUUUAAUGAGUCAAAAGAGAAUGACCUAAACUGGUUACCAAAUCUUACUUCUUUGAAGUACCUCAACUUGGGAAAUGUUGAUCUUAGUACUGUUGGAAACGAUUGGCUUGAAGCAGUGAACAUGCUUCCUUCUCUGCAAGAGUUACAUUUACCAACUUGUGGACUCUCCACUCUUCCUCUAUCUGCUUCAGUUGUUAACCUUACUUCCCUAUCCGUGCUCGACCUCUCCAACAAUGGUUUCAAUUCCUCAAUACCUUCCUGGAUUUUCAACUUGACUAGUCUUGUUUAUCUUGACCUCAGUACUAAUUCUCUCCAUAGUGUUUUUCCUGACGAAUUUGCGCAGCUGAAAUAUCUGGAACACAUUGAUCUGUCUGAGAACUCUUUCAUCGAAGGCAAUUUAUCAAGAACACUAGGAAAGCUAUGCAGUUUACGCGAUUUUGAUCUUUCUUUCAAUAAGAUGAGUGGGGAGAUAACAGAUGUUAUUGAUGGAUUUUCUGAUUGCUCGAACCCCAGCCUAGAGUUACUGCAUUUGGGAUACAAUAACUUCAAUGGGUUUAUUCCAAAUUCAAUAGGGAACUUGAGGAAUCUGAAAUAUUUUCGUCUUAUGGGGAACUCGUUUUCUGGUUCGAUUCCUGAAACCAUUGGAAACUUGUUGUCCUUAGAAGAAUUGUACCUCGCAAAUAAUUUGAUGACAGGAACAAUUCCAGUCAGUUUGAGGCAACUGUCAAAGUUGGUUUAUGUUGAUAUCUCGAAAAAUCAGUGGACGGGAGUCAUCACAGAAGCUCAUUUGUCAAACCUGACUAGCUUGAAAGAGCUGUCCAUCGUUCAGUCUUCUCGCGAGAUCACCUUGGUUUUCAAUAUUAGUACUGCCUGGUUGCCGCCUUUCAAACUCAGGUACAUCGACCUCAAAUCGUGUAAAGUCGGACCUGGUUUCCCGGCGUGGUUAAGGAAUCAGAAUGAGCUUAACUCUGUCGCAGUGUGGCGCGCUGAAAUGUCAGGGACUAUACCGAAGUGGUUCUGGGAAUUAGAUCUGUUGUUGAAUGUGCUAGACUUCAGUUAUAAUCAGUUAACCGGGACAGUACCCAACACAAUAAGGUUCAAUCCUCAAGCAAUUGUUUUCUUGAACUACAAUCUCUUGACAGGUCCCAUGCCAUUACUGUCAUCCAAUGUCAGCUCACUGCAUUUGGAUAACAACUUGUUUUCUGGACCGAUUCCUGAAGAUUUUGGUGAAAGAAUGCCAAUGCUAGCAGAUGUGGAUCUCUCUUUUAACUCCUUAAAUGGUUCCAUUCCCACGUCUGUCGGAAACCUGGUUUCUCUUCUGACUUUUGUCGUCUCCAAUAAUCGAUUGACGGGACAUAUUCCUGAUUGUUGGGAAAGUGUACUGGACAUCUUUGUUAUAGACAUGUCAAACAAUAGUUUAUCUGGAGAGAUACCAAAAUCAUUUGGUUCUCUGAUUGGACUCAAGUUCUUGACAUUAAGCAACAACCGCCUCUCUGGGGAGCUCCCAUCUGCUUUACAGAACUGCACUACGAUGGAAGCACUCAAGCUCGGAGACAAUAGAAUCUCCGGACGAGUUCCCGGAUGGAUUGGAGAAACAAUGCCAUCAUUGUUGAUUCUGAGUCUACGAUCCAACUUGUUCUCCGGAUAUAUCUCUUCAAAGUUAUGCAACCUCUCCUCCCUUCACAUACUAGACCUUGCACAUAACAAUCUGUCAGGAUCGAUCCCGGCUUGUGUUGGAGAUUUGAUUGGUAUGUCAUCUAUUCAAGAAGAUGUUCGAUACGAAGGACAGUUUGUCGUGGCGACGAAAGGGAGAGAAUACUUCUAUGAAACUACUUUGUAUCUGGUGAAUAGCAUAGACCUUUCAGGCAAUAGCCUGUCCGGUGAAGUACCGAAGCUAACAGAAAAUCUCUCCAAAUUAGGCAUCUUGAACCUCUCUAUUAAUCAUUUGACAGGGAAGAUACCAGAGAGCAUUAGUAGAUUGCAGAGAUUGGAGACGCUCGAUCUCUCGAGAAACCAACUAUCUGGGGCAAUUCCCCAAGUCAUGGCCUCCAUAACUUCAUUGAAUCACCUUAACCUUUCUCACAACAAUCUCACAGGAAACAUCCCAUCCACAAACCAGUUUCAGACCUUUAUUGAUCCGUCUAUCUAUGAAGGCAAUCCUGCACUCUGUGGCUUCCCACUACCGACCAAAUGUAACGGUGAUGAUGAAACAUCUAAUCAUUCUCCAGAAUUUGAAGACGAUGACGAUGAAGAUGAUAAUGAAAGAGUGUGGUUCUUCAUCAGCAUGGGACCAGGAUUUGUUGUGGGGUUUUGGGCUGUAUUUGGGACUCUGCUAUUCAAGCAGUCUUGGAGGGAAGCGUACUACAAGUUCUUUGAUGACAUGAAAGACAGGCUAAUUGUGACUUAUCGUCGAAGAAGGAUGAGAGAAGCGAGAGGAACAUAAUCAUCAUGGUGAUAUAAAUGGAAUUGAGUGAAGUUUUACCACUGAAAUCAAUAACUAGAUCCCUCAUGUAUUGUACUCAUAUGUAGCUUUUGCAGUAGAAGCAAUGUAUGAUCUUCAACGAUGCCUUACCUUAAUUACUUCUUCAAAGAACAUCCAAUCAUGGGAACAAAUGUUUUGUCAAAUAUAGCAAGGAUUCUACUCUUCAAUGUCAA